Messenger RNA from Fonsecaea pedrosoi CBS 271.37, 579 nucleotides. RefSeq lists its product as uncharacterized. The transcript is spliced from 2 exons. The coding region runs from base 1 to 579 and encodes 192 amino acids. The record is from RefSeq and is a predicted model, not a curated record. Lineage: Eukaryota; Fungi; Ascomycota; Eurotiomycetes; Chaetothyriales; Herpotrichiellaceae.
AUGGCCUCUGAUGGGAGCAGAAGACAGUCACGAGUCGAUCCCGACCGCCUGCAACUUCAAAACACUUCAGAGACCACCAAAACAGCACAUGCAUUACCUACGCCUGGGACCAACCCACCGGCCCAGCAUCCAUUUCCUCAUAUCUUGGACGAUGGCAUCACGGAGCUAUGGUGCCCAAGUGAUCCUGCGCAGAUCGUCGCGGAUAUCUACUUUGUCCACGACCUGAUGGGACACCCCUUCAAGACGUGGUGUCACUCAAAGGCAGCACCGUCACAAUACCAGCGGGCUGAUACAGGGUCAAGAAGACAUGUGCUUUCGAAGAUACUUGGCCGGAAACAUGAAGCGCCACAGCAGACAACUCUGAUGGAAGCCCUCGAUUUCACGAACAGGUGCAGUCGCGAACAACAACUGAGUGACCUCGACACGCCGGAGAAAACAUUCACCUGGAUCUGGGAUACACCUUUCAAAACUUGGCUUGAGCACGAUAGCUCUAUCUUCUGGAUAUAUGAGAAGCCGGCUUCCGGGAAGAGCACACUCCUGAACUACAUUCGCAACGCCGGGAUACCCGCAAGAUAUUGA